Messenger RNA from Manis pentadactyla (Chinese pangolin), 2201 nucleotides. RefSeq names its product BTB domain containing 6 (gene BTBD6). The record is from RefSeq and is a predicted model, not a curated record. NCBI's taxonomy places the organism in Eukaryota, Metazoa, Chordata, Mammalia, Pholidota, Manidae. Gene Ontology annotation, molecular function: protein binding. The transcript is spliced from 4 exons. The coding region runs from base 126 to 1730 and encodes 534 amino acids. Gene Ontology annotation, cellular component: cytosol. Gene Ontology annotation, biological process: neurogenesis.
CGGCGCGGCGGCCGGGGCGAAGGCGGGCGGGACGGCGCCCCCUGCGGCCGGGCUGCGGGCUCCCGGCUCCCGGCCGGCGCGGCGGGGCGGACGGGCUGCCGAGCGAGCGGCGCCGCCGAGGCCCCAUGCUGCUGCCCCUGGCCUGCCUGCACGGCCGGGUGGCGCAGUGCCUCACCGCGCUCCUGGUGCUCGCCGAGCCGCCCCCGAGGCCCCGGCGCGGCGCUGGGGCGCACGGCAAGCCUUCCCCGCACACGGCGGCCGCCCUGCCCGUGAAGAUGGCCGCGGAGCUCUACCCGCCCGCCGGCGCCGCGGCCGCCACCGCCACAGACAUCGCCAACAGCAACGCCAGCGCCGCCGCGGGCAGGAAGGGCCCGCCCCGCGCCCCGCUGCCCGCCCCGCCGCCGCCCGCCCCCGCGCCGCCCGCGCCCGACAACAACAAUUUGGAGAGCCCCAACUGGCAGUCCUUCCACCCCACCCUGCGCGAGAGGAAUGCGCUGAUGUUCAACAACGAGCUCAUGGCCGAUGUCCGCUUCAUCGUGGGGCCCCCGGGGGCGGCCCGUAGGGUGCCUGCCCACAAGUACGUCUUGGCUGUGGGUAGCUCCGUCUUCUAUGCCAUGUUUUACGGGGACCUGGCGGAAGUCAAGUCAGAAAUCCACAUCCCUGACGUAGAGCCUGCAGCUUUUCUGAUCUUGUUGAAGUACAUGUACAGUGACGAGAUCGAUCUGGAAGCCGACACAGUGCUGGCCACUCUCUAUGCUGCCAAGAAGUACAUUGUCCCUGCGUUAGCAAAAGCCUGCGUCACCUUUCUGGAGACGAGUCUGGAAGCCAAGAAUGCCUGUGUCCUGCUGUCCCAGAGCCGGCUCUUUGAGGAGCCCGAGCUGACCCAGCGCUGCUGGGAGGUCAUUGACGCACAGGCUGAGAUGGCACUGAGGUCCGAGGGCUUCUGUGAGAUCGACUGGCAGACGCUGGAAAUCAUCGUGACCCGGGAGGCCCUCAACACCAAGGAGGCAGUGGUCUUUGAGGCGGUCCUGAGCUGGGCCGAGGCGGAGUGCAAGCGGCAGGGGCUGCCAGUCACCCCUCGCAACAAGAGGCACGUUUUGGGACCCGCCCUUUAUCUCGUCCGAAUCCCAACCAUGACCCUGGAGGAGUUCGCCAAUGGCGCUGCCCAGUCGGACGUCCUGACACUGGAGGAGACCCACAGCAUCUUCCUGUGGUACACGGCGGCCAACAAGCCCCUCCUCGCCUUCCCCCUGACCAAGAGGAAGGGCCUCGCCCCGCAGAGAUGCCACCGCUUCCAGUCGUCUGCCUACCGCAGCAACCAGUGGCGCUACCGCGGGCGCUGUGACAGCAUCCAGUUCGCGGUGGACAGAAGGGUGUUUGUCGCAGGGCUGGGCUUGUAUGGGUCCAGCUCCGGGAAGGCUGAGUACAGCGUGAAGAUCGAGCUCAAGCGGCUGGGGGCCGUCCUGGCUCAGAACCUGACCAAGUUCGUCUCGGACGGCUCCAGCAGCACCUUCUCGGUCUGGUUCGAGCACCCUGUGCAGGUGGAGCAGGACACCUUCUACACGGCCAGCGCCGUCCUGGACGGCAGUGAGCUCAGCUACUUUGGGCAGGAGGGCAUGACAGAGGUGCAGUGUGGGAAGGUGACCUUCCAGUUCCAGUGCUCCUCGGACAGCACCAACGGGACGGGGGUCCAGGGGGGGCAGAUCCCAGAGCUCAUCUUCUAUGCCUGAGGCGCCGUGGGCUGGCACAGGUGUGCCGUGGCGCACACGAGGCCCGGCCGCCCAGCAAGUCCAGGGGAGGGGGUGCAGGGCUGCGGCAGCGCUGACGGCAUGAAAGGCUCUGCCUGUUUUCUAUCUUUUGUACAGUCAAGCAGUAGCUGAAGCUGUGAGACAGCCACUCUCUACAGCCUGAGCCUCGGUUUCUGAAUCUUGGCGGCUGGGCCCUGGCAUCUCCUGUACAUUGGGUGCAUGUCUCAGAUGGAGGGCAGAUUUGGGGGGCACAGGGCAGGCUCCAGAUCCCCUCCCAGAGGUGCCCACAUCACCUGCUUGCGGGCUUUGCCCUCCCUCCCUCCCACCCUCUUAGAUUCUAUUCUAAGUGGUUCUACACUUAAGACCUUACCCUCAAAUCCAAAAUUGGGGAAAGUCACUUAAAAUAGUUAAUCUGUUUUAGUGGGUUUUCACAAUAAAGUUUUAAUAAAAUGA